This is a messenger RNA of Biomphalaria glabrata, 13231 nucleotides long. Its product is annotated as serine-rich adhesin for platelets-like. The record is from RefSeq and is a predicted model, not a curated record. NCBI's taxonomy places the organism in Eukaryota, Metazoa, Mollusca, Gastropoda, Planorbidae. The transcript is spliced from 53 exons. Gene Ontology annotation, molecular function: protein binding. Gene Ontology annotation, cellular component: extracellular matrix. Bases 116 to 13231 code for a protein of 4371 amino acids.
CUCGGAGUAAAGAGAACAAUAAGAGUAUUUUUAAGUGAACUACUGAACACAAUUCUACUCAUAGGCUCCAGCAAUAAGCACUGCAUUCUUACGGCUUCUCGCCAUCGCCGAGUUUAUGGCACUGUUUCGUAGAUCAACCCUUGUAUUACUUGGGCUCACAUUGUGGCUUCGAAUAUGGUCCACCAGUGCCACCAGUCAUUUUUGUGAACGGCAAUGGGAAAAGACAGUGGUGGAACAACACCCCUGCUGUGAGUUCUUUGGAUGGAUCACUGGCAUGAAUGGCUACCAACUGACCUUAGUGUGGCCGAAAACUGGCGAAAAGACAAUUGACCCGAACGACUGCGUUCCGAUGUGUAAUUACACAAGGGUAGAGCACGUCACCAAUACGUCCUGCUGCAAUGGAUGGGCAGGAAAUGACUGCGAUGUCCCCGUAUGUGACCCGCCUUGCUCUAACGGAGGACAGUGUGUGGAAACUGAAACCUGGGCUGCAGCCCUACCAAAGUGCAGCUGCCCUGACCCUUACACUGGACGUGCUUGCGAGGAAAAUAUUAAUUCUCUCAAAUCAAACUUGAAGUACUGCUAUGUCAACUCCAACUGUCAAGGCAAGCUAGUUCGAGCCGAAGCCAUGGAGAUUUCAAAUUGUUGCACAGAAGGUUUUACAGGAUCGUGGGGAAGUCAGCUGGCAAAUUAUGGCUGCGCAUCUUGUAACCCAACUGCUUCAGUAAAGGUGAACAACACACUAGAUGUCGCCACUUGUAUGACAUCGGGAGAUGAUGUCUACCGCACUUUUGAUGGCGUCCUCUUCAACUAUUUGACUUUGUGUGCUGUUGGUCUCGUUGUAACACCACAGCUGGAAAUUUACACAGUCACCGAAUGUGACCCGCUGGACAAGUGUACUUGCUCCAAGGUGGUUACAAUCAUAGUCAGAGGCGAUCCUACAAUCACAUACACGCUUGAAGGAGUGUUCUUAACCAAGUCCAAUGGAACAUCCCAUGAAACUUUCGAUGCCUCCAAACUUACUGAUAACGUUCCGUCGGCAGUUGACAAGCUCGGUAGUGUCAUCUGGCGAUAUCAUGUUGACCAGAAAACAGUCUAUAUCACAUUGCCGGCGUUCAGUCUUGAGACGAGGCUAGAGGUGGACGGAACAUUUAUGAUUACUAUCAAAAAGAAUUCCGUCCUCAGAAAUAGUCUGGCGGGAGUGUGUGGAGAUAUGGACGGUUACACAGAUGAUGAAAUUGGACUGCAGACACAAGUUGGAGCUGAAAGAGUUUUUGAAAAAUACAAAAACACCAAUUUACCAUGCGGUAAAGGAGUCUCAAAAUGUUCAACAUCUGAAGAUAUUACAAAAGCAACUGAAGCUUGUCAAGCCAUUAAUACUGUUUUCUAUAGGUGUCAUAAUGAGGUGGAUCCUGAUGAUUACAUUGAUCGAUGUCGCGCAUAUUUCUGCACGUCUCUUUCUGCCGGUGGACUUGAAGCUGCCAAGAAAGCUGCUUGCAAUGUCAUGUCUACUUACCAAAAGGUGUGCACCUUAGUAACGGGUGAAGCCAUCACGUGGAGGUCAAGGACAUUGUGCCCCAAGACAUGUCACCAGCCUUUCCAGUUCAAUGGUCUGAUCACUAACAAAUGCCCACUGACUUGUGGUGCACCUCUAUACUCUUAUACAAGAAGCAGUUGCCUCACCCAGCCUUAUGGUGGUUGUGAAUGCCCCACAGGCUUGGCCAGAAUCAACAACACUUGUGUGGCACCAGAAGCCUGCCAGUGUCAAGGAGAAGAUGGUCAUUUUUAUAACAAUGGUGACCAAAUCAUAUCUGGUGACUACUGUUUAGAAUGUACUUGUGGUAAGUUUGGACUUUGGGAAUGUAAUGAAAGUCCAGAAAGAUGUUCAGCAACUUGUUCUAUAUUAGGAGGCAGCUAUAUUAGUACUUUUGAUGGAAGAAUGUUUGGUAUUGAUAAUAUUUGUCCAGAAUUGACUCUGGUGCAGACUGCAAAUGUAACCAUUAAACUGGAAUCAUCAACAAGUUAUUUGGAUGAAAAUGGAGACACAAUCAGUCCUUCUACAAUAACAAUUGAUUAUCAAGGAGUUACAUCCAGUAUUAAAGUACAAAAGACAGGUGCAACAAUUGAAAAUGGCUUUUCUCCACUCAUUUACAUCAGGCAAGUAGGAAGAGAUUUUUAUGUGGUGGAUAUAAAAGGAGGACAAAUACGCUUAGAAAUAUUUAAAGAUGGAACUAUUCUCUUAAAAAUGAAAACCACAAUUUACAAAGGAAAGGUGCUUGGUAUCUGCGGUAACAUGGAUCGUAACAAAGACAAUGAUUUCCUGUCUCCAUCCAAUUCACUUAUGGACAGUGCCCAGUUUCUUGGCUUUUAUUCAAAAUGUAGUAGUGAUACAAAAUUUAAAGAGUUAACUCAAUCAGUUAUGAAUCCAGUUUGUGGUAAAAUCAAUACUGCUCCACUGCCUCCUAAUUCAAGAGUGGACAUAGAUAGCUUUGUCAAACUUUGUAACAAUGUCCCUACAGAGGCACUUCGUUGCAAUGUACUCAAAUCUUUUUCUCUGACAGCAAAUGUAGAUUUUGUUGCUAUAUUCAAUGAUAUUUCAGCCUGUUCUGGCUCAACAUGCCUUAGAAAACAAAUCAACAUAUGUGAUGCCCACUGUAAAGAUCAUUUAUUCACCAAUUGUGAAAAAGAGUUUGUAUACAGCUGUGGUUGUGCAGAGGGUGAAUAUUUCAAGGAUGAUGGAACAUGUGUAUCCAAAAAUCAGUGUGGAUGCUUUGACUUUACCAGGCCAAAUGAAGUUAUUGGACCACAUGCUGAGUUUAUGCAUGGGUGCAGGGAAUGUGUAUGCAAAGGCUAUGAACUGCAAUGCAGCAACAGCUGUGAAGAGGUGAUCUGUGCCAAUAGUCAAGUCUCAAGAAAUGCUCUACUGUCAAAAUCUACAAACUCCACCUGUCUUAGGAAGAUGUGUCCCAAACCAUUUUAUGCCACAGAAGAGUGUAUCAAUGUUGAAGCCAGUUCACAGCUGUGUUUCUGUGCUGAUGGAUUGAAGCAGACACAGUCUGGUUCCUGUGUGCCCAAAUGCCCUUGUUAUGAGGGGGGGAAAUGGUACAAUGAUGGUGAAAGAUAUGAACAAAAUUGCCAGACAAAAGUUUGUCGUGAUGGUGUUUUCGAAUUUGACAGCGAACAUACAAAUGAUUGUACUGGUAUUUGUGUUCUGACUGGGUCCUCAAUGAAACUAAAGCCUUUUGAUACCACAACCUUGACUGACUAUUCAAUUACUGGCAUGUGUGAAUAUUAUGUUAUGAAAAUUGGAUCUGACCAUGCAGUAAAAAUUAAACCAGUACUUUGUGGGAGUAAAAAAACUGCCUGCAUGAACAUGAUAACUAUUGAAACAUCUUACCUUAAGUCUCCUAUCAUCCUUAAAUCUGUUAAUCCUGGAGUUGUUUUAGUUGGCAACAGAGAGUAUAGCAACAAUGUUGGACCAAAUAUCAAGGUCAUCAAUACAAAUUACUACUUGGCUGUCAUAUUUGGUGAUUUGUUCACUAUUUUUUGGAAUGAAGGACUAACCCUAAGAAUAGAAAUCUCUAGCAAGCUUCUAAACCAGACAUCAGGUCUGUGUGGUAAUUUUAAUUUGGAUGCUUCGGAUGACAGAAAAGGAAGUGACAAUCUUCAGAAAGAAACUCUGAGCAAAUUGGCCAAGAGCUGGAUUGUCAACCAAGAUGAGUGCACCUCCACUGAAGAGCAAACAGUUGGUGCAUCUUGUGAGGGAUCUAAUAGAGAAACUUGGGCUGAAACAACAUGUAAAAUUAUUUUAGAAGGAGAUGCUUUCAGUGAUUGUCGCAAACUAAAUGCAGAUGUUCGAAGCUUCUAUGAUAAUUGUGUGGUGCAAGCCUGCAAUUGUGACACUGGUGGUGACUGUGAAUGUCUCUGUGAUGCCAUUGCUGCAUUUGCUGCACAUUGUAAUGAGCUUGGAGCACCAGGCAGAUGGAGGCAUCAAAGAUUGUGUCCCAUGCAGUGUGAUUAUGGUAGUGUUUAUGAUCCUUGUGGAGAUGCUUGCCCUGAAACCUGUGGAAAACCUUUGAACACCUCUAGCUCCAUCUGCUCCUCACUGACCUGUGUAGAAGGUUGUUUCUGCCCACCUGGUUAUGUAAGAAAAGAUUUAGAUAGCUUGAAAGAAACUAUCUGUAUUCCUAAACCUGAGUGUCCUUGCGUUGAUGAAAAUGGAAGGGAAAUAUUUCAAGGACAAACUGUUACUAUUGAUUGUCAAGAGUGUGAGUGCAAAGAUGGAGAAUUGAAAUGCACAGGCCAAGUUUGUAAUGUUACUUGUAAAGAAGAUGAAUAUAAAUGUGGAGAUGGACACUGUAUUUCCAACAGUUUCAAGUGCAAUGGAGUCCCAGAAUGUAUAGAUGGCAGUGAUGAAUUUGAAUGCAUAGAUGUCUGUGAAGGCUACCUUUGCAAAAAUGGACAAUGUAUUUCAAAUACAUCUGUUUGUGACAACAAGAUUGACUGUUUAGACAACUCUGAUGAAGCCCUUUGUGAUCAGAAAUGUGAUGAAAAUGAAUACAAAUGCCCUGAGAGUCAAUUCUGUAUUAACCAAGACUAUCUUUGUGAUGGUGAGAAGGACUGUUGGUAUGGUGAAGAUGAAGACAAUUGUACUGUUUGUCCACACAAUGAGACCCACUGUAACCAGACAUACUGUAUACCUAAAGACUACCAUUGUGAUGGUCAUGAUGACUGUGGUGAUGGAACAGAUGAGAUUGGUUGCACUUAUCCAACCACUACAAAAAUUCCAGGUUGUCCCUAUAAUACUGUGACAUUUGAUAGUCCCGGAGUAGAUUUUAGUGUCCAGUCCAGUAAUGGCAUUGGGAAUAGUGCAUUUACCACUCAUGGUUGGUCACCUGAAGUUGGUAAACUCGGUUAUUUUACAAUAACUAUUCAUAGCUCAACUCCUGCAACUCUGAUGGAAAUAGCUUUUAACCUGUAUAAUGGACAAGGGACUGCACUUAAAAUAGAAAUUGAAACUGAACAAGGAACUAAAAUAUUGGAGAUGACACAAAUAACCAAAGACAAAGUAACAUUUGAUAAAGUGUACAACAUUGAAUUCCUGGCUAUCACUAUUGUCACCUUUGGAACCAUCUCUGAUUUGUUAUUUGAAGUUUGCUACACACCAGUUACAACAGAAAAUACAAGUCCUGAAACUACUCCUGAGUUUACAACUCUGACAACUAUUGCAGAGUGUCAGGAGAGCUUAGUCAGUUUAACACCACAAUACUUUGGACCAACAUCAAGCAAUGUCUUCAGACCUACACAAGGAGAAACUCACAUUGUCAUAACAUUGAAACCACAGAACAUGGUUGAAGUAUUGGAUUUAAUUUCAGUAUCACUGCAGCUUAUUGAUAUUGAGCAAAUACAAAUAAUUGUUUACAAAAGUGAUGGAAGCAAAUACAAUGAUCAGGUGUAUGCUAAAGAUUCAGAUAAAUUGACCUACUUUAUAAAAGAUGGAAAAGAUGUGCAGUAUGUUGAAAUGUACCUGGAAUUCAAUGAGUAUAAAUUCAAUACUGCACAAGCUGUUUACAUUGGUGCUGAAGGCUGCAUCAAAGUAAAGAACUGUUCACUGGGUUACUGCAAUUCACAAUGCUUAGAUGAAUUUGACAACAUUUGUACCUCAGAUUGUCCACCAAGUAAUUGCUUCACAACACCUUCUACAACAACCGUCACAAUCAUCACCCCAACACCUUCAACUCCAUGUCCAUUUGACAUGGUGCCUGUGCCAGUCCUUAAUAAAGAGCCUCCUUUCUCAACUAACUCGGCUUACAAUGGGAAUCCUCAAGUUUUAGUUGUCAUUGACAACUCUGAUUAUACUCUCCAGAGUAUAGAUGCUGGACCUGAUGGGAAAGUUUUGGAGCUUUUAAUGACAAAUGGUAUUCAAGGUGUGUCAGGAACACAAUUUGCCUUUAUUUUCACAAAUUCUCCCAUUCCUGAAGGAAACUAUUAUUGGAAAGAACAGGCAACAGUGUAUCAGACCAUGCAACAUGGUAAUACAAUAAUCAUCUUUGUGUUCACAAUACCUACUGGAAUCCAUUUAUCAGUACCUAAUGGUGCACAAGCUUUCAUUGUGAAGGAUGCUCAUACAGUUUCGAUAACUUUAACAAGUGAUAUUGUUUUUGUUUUGACAAAACCUGACUAUCAAGUGUAUAUCAGUAUCUGCAAAGUACAUGAUACCACAACAAGCUUACCAGAAACCCCUAGCUCAGCAGAAUUUCCAAGCAUCCCUGAAACUGGGAUAACAAAUAUAGAAUCAGCUAGUGUCUCUCAAUCAGUCGGAUCUUCAGUCCCAUCUUUUUCUUCUGUAUCACCAUUUUCUGAAUCAGCAAGUACCAGCACUCCAAUAAGUGGCCCAAGCAUAACAGGAUCUGAGUCUGAAAGUAGCAUCACACCAGUAAGUGUAUCAGGAUCUUCUGGCUCAACACCAUCAGUGUCACCACAGUCUGAGUCUCAAAGUAGCACCACUCCAAUGAGUGGCCCAAGUAUAUCAGGAUCUUCUGGUUCACCACCUUCUGAGUCUGAAAGUAGCACCACCCCAAUAAGUGGCCCAAUUAUAUCAGGAUCUUCUGGUUCACCACCUUCUGAGUCUCAAAGUAGCACCACCCCAAUAAGUGGCCCAAGUAUAUCAGGAUCUUCUGGCUCACCACCUUCUGAGUCUGAAAGUAGCACCACCCCAAUAAGUGGCCCAAUUAUAUCAGGAUCUUCUGGUUCACCACCUUCUGAGUCUGAAAGUAGCACCACCCCAAUAAGUGGCCCAAGUAUAUCAGGAUCUUCUGGUUCACCACCUUCUGAGUCUCAAAGUAGCACCACCCCAAUAAGUGGCCCAAGUAUAUCAGGAUCUUCUGGCUCACCACCUUCUGAGUCUGAAAGUAGCACCACCCCAAUAAGUGGCCCAAGCAUGACAGAAACUUAUGGUUCACCACCUUCUGAGUCUGAAAGUAGCACCACCCCAGUAAGUGCCCCAAGCAUAACAGGACCUUCUGGUUCACCACCUUCUGAGUCUAAAAGUAGCACCACCCCAAUAAGUGGCACAAGUAUAUCAGGAUCUUCUGGUUCACCACCUUCUGAGUCUGAAAGUAGCACCACCCCAGGAAGUGCCCCAAGCAUAACAGGAUCUUCUGGUUCACCAAAUUCUGAGUCUGAAAGUAGCAUCACCCCAAUAAGUGGCCCAAGCAUAACUGGAUCUUCUGGUUCACCACCUUCUGAGUCUGAAAGUAGCACCACCCCAAUAAGUGGCCCAAGCAUAACAGGAUCUUCUGGUUCACCACCUUCUGAGUCUGAAAGUAUCACCACUUCAGUAAGUGGCCCAAGCAUAACAGGAUCUUCUGGUUCACCACCAUCUAAGCCUGAAAGUAGCACAACCCCAAUAAGUGGCCCAAGCAUAACAGGAUCUUCUGGUUCACCACCUUCUGAGUCUGAAAGUAGCACCACCCCAGUAAGUGGCCCAAGCAUAACAGGAUCUUCUGGUUCACCACCUUCUGAGUCUGAAAGCAGCACCACCCCAGUAAGUGGCCCAAGUAUAUCAGAAUCUUCUGGCUCACCACCAUCAGUUCCAUCACAAUCUGAGUCUGAAAGUAGCACCUCUCCAGUAAGUAGCCCAAGCAUAACAGGAUCUUCUGGUUCACCACCAUCAGUGCCACCAACAUCUAAGCCUGAAAGUAGCACCACUCCUGUAAGUAGCCCAAGCAUAACAGGAUCUUCUAGUUCAAUACCUUCAGUGCCACCACAAUCUGAUUCUGAAAGCAGCACCACCCCAGUAAGUGGCCCAAGUAUAUCAGAAUCUUCUAGUUCACCACCAUCCGUGCCACCCACAUCUAAGCCUGAAAGUAGCACCACCCCAGUAAGUGGCCCAAGUAUAUCAGGAUCUUCUGGCUCACCACCAUCAGUGCCAUCACAAUCUGAGUCUCAAAGUAGCACCACUCCAAUAAGUGGCCCAAGUGUAUCAGGAUCUUCUAGUUCACCACCAUCCGUGCCACCCACAUCUAAGCCUGAAAGCAGCACCACCCCAGUAAGUGGCCCAAGUAUAUCAGAAUCUUCUGGCUCACCACCAUCAGUGCCAUCACAAUCUGAGUCUGAAAGUAGCACCUCUCCAGUAAGUAGCCCAAGCAUAACGGGAUCUUCUGGUUCACCACCAUCAGUGCCACCAACAUCAGUGCCAUCACAAUCUGAGUCUGAAAGUAGCACCACCCUAGUAAGUGGCCCAAGCAUAACAGGAUCUUCUGGUUCACCACCUUCUGAGUCUGAAAGCAGCACCACCCCAGUAAGUGGCCCAAGUAUAUCAGAAUCUUCUGGCUCACCACCAUCAGUUCCAUCACAAUCUGAGUCUGAAAGUAGCACCUCUCCAGUAAGUAGCCCAAGCAUAACAGGAUCUUCUGGUUCACCACCAUCAGUGCCACCAACAUCUAAGCCUGAAAGUAGCACCACUCCUGUAAGUAGCCCAAGCAUAACAGGAUCUUCUAGUUCAAUACCUUCAGUGCCACCACAAUCUGAUUCUGAAAGCAGCACCACCCCAGUAAGUGGCCCAAGUAUAUCAGAAUCUUCUAGUUCACCACCAUCCGUGCCACCCACAUCUAAGCCUGAAAGUAGCACCACCCCAGUAAGUGGCCCAAGUAUAUCAGGAUCUUCUGGCUCACCACCAUCAGUGCCAUCACAAUCUGAGUCUCAAAGUAGCACCACUCCAAUAAGUGGCCCAAGUGUAUCAGGAUCUUCUAGUUCACCACCAUCCGUGCCACCCACAUCUAAGCCUGAAAGCAGCACCACCCCAGUAAGUGGCCCAAGUAUAUCAGAAUCUUCUGGCUCACCACCAUCAGUACCAUCACAAUCUGAGUCUGAAAGUAGCACCUCUCCAGUAAGUAGCCCAAGCAUAACGGGAUCUUCUGGUUCACCACCAUCAGUGCCACCAACAUCAGUGUCAUCACAAUCUGAGUCUCAAAGUAGCACCACUCUAAUAAGUGGCCCAAGUGUAUCAGGAUCUUCUGGUUCAACACCAUCCGUGCCACCCACAUCUAAGCCUGAAAGUAGCACCACCCCAGUAAGUGGCCCAAGUAUAUCAGAAUCUUCUGGCUCACCACCAUCAGUGCCAUCACAAUCUGAGUAUCAAAGUAGCACCACUCCAAUAAGUGGCCCAAGUGUAUCAGGAUCUUCUGGCUCACCACCAUCAGUGCCAUCACAAUCUGAGUCUGAAAGUAGCACCACUCCAAUAAGUGGCCCAAGUGUAUCAGGAUCUUCUGGUUCACCACCAUCAGUGCCACCAACAUCAGUGCCAUCACAAUCUGAGUCUGAAAGUAGCACCACCCCAGUAAGUGGCCCAAGUAUAUCAGAAUCUUCUGGCUCACCACCAUCAGUGCCAUCUCAAUCUGAGUCUCAAAGUAGCACCACUCCAGUAAGUGGCCCUAGUGUAUCAGGAUCUUCUAGUUCACCACCAUCCAUGCCAUCCACAUCUAAGUCUGAAAGCAGCACCAUUCCAGUAAGUGGCCCAAGUAUAUCAGAAUCUUCUGGUUCACCACAAUCUGUGUCUGAAAGUAGCACCACCCCAGUAAGUGGCCCAAGUAUAUCAGAAUCUUCAGGCUUACCACCAUCAGUGCCAUCACAAUCUGAGUCUGAAAGUAGCACCUCUCCAGUAAGUAGCCCAAGCAUAACAGGAUCUUCUGGUUCACCACCAUCAGUGCCACCAACAUCAGUGCCAUCACAAUCUGAGUCUGAAAGUAGCACCACUCCAAUAAGUGGCCCAAGUGUAUCAGGAUCUUCUAGCUCACCACCAUCCGUGCCACCCACAUCUAAGCCUGAAAGUAGCACCACCCCAGUAAGUGUCCCAAGUAUAUCAGAAUCUUCAGGCUUACCACCAUCAGUGCCAUCACAAUCUGAGUCUGAAAGUAGCACUUCUCCAGUAAGUAGCCCAAGCAUAACAGGAUCUUCUGGUUCACCACCAUCAGUGCCACCAACAUCAGUGCCAUCACAAUCUGAGUCUGAAAGUAGCACCACUCCAAUAAGUGGCCCAAGUGUAUCAGGAUCUUCUAGUUCACCACCAUCCGUGCCACCCACAUCUAAGCCUGAAAGCAGCACCACCCCAGUAAGUGGACCAAGUAUAUCAGAAUCUUCUAGUUCACCACCAUCAGUUCCACCACAAUCUGUGUCUGAAAGUAGCACCACCCCAGUAAGUGGCCCAAGUAUAUCAGAAUCUUCUGGCUCACCACCAUCAGUGCCAUCACAAUCUGAGUCUGAAAGUAGCACCUCUCCAGUAAGUAGCCCAAGUGUAUCAGGAUCUUCUGGUUCACCACCAUCAGUGCCACCCACAUCUAAGCCUGAAAGCAGCACCACCCCAGUAAGUGGCCCAAGUAUAUCAGAAUCUUCUGGCUCACCACCAUCAGUGCCACCAACAUCUAAGCCUGAAAGCAGCACCACCCCAGUAAGUGGCCCAAGUAUAUCAGAAUCUUCUGGCUCACCACCAUCAGUGCCACCAACAUCUAAGCCUGAAAGCAGCACCACCCCAGUAAGUGGCCCAAGUAUAUCAGAAUCUUCUGGCUCACCACCAUCAGUGCCAUCACAAUCUGAGUCUGAAAGCAGCACCACCCCAGUAAGUGGCCCAAGUAUAUCAGAAUCUUCUGGCUCACCACCAUCAGUGCCACCAACAUCUAAGCCUGAAAGCAGCACCACCCCAGUAAGUGGCCCAAGUAUAUCAGAAUCUUCUGGCUCACCACCAUCAGUGUCACCAACAUCUAAGCCUGAAAGCAGCACCACCCCAGUAAGUGGCCCAAGUAUAUCAGAAUCUUCUGGCUCACCACCAUCAGUGCCACCAACAUCUAAGCCUGAAAGCAGCACCACCCCAGUAAGUGGCCCAAGUAUAUCAGAAUCUUCUGGCUCACCACCAUCAGUGCCAUCACAAUCUGAGUCUGAAAGCAGCACCACCCCAGUAAGUGGCCCAAGUAUAUCAGAAUCUUCUGGCUCACCACCAUCAGUGCCACCAACAUCUAAGCCUGAAAGCAGCACCACCCCAGUAAGUGGCCCAAGUAUAUCAGAAUCUUCUGGCUCACCACCAUCAGUGCCAUCACAAUCUGAGUCUCAAAGUAGCACCACUCCAAUAAGUGGCCCAAGUGUAUCAGGAUCUUCUAGUUCACCACCAUCCGUGCCACCCACAUCUAAGCCUGAAAGCAGCACCACCCCAGUAAGUGGCCCAAGUAUAUCAGAAUCUUCUGGCUCACCACCAUCAGUACCAUCACAAUCUGAGUCUGAAAGUAUCACCACCCCAGUAAGUGGCCCAAGCAUAACAGGAUCUUCUGGUUCACCACCUUCUGAGUCUGAAAGCAGCACCACCCCAGUAAGUGGCCCAAGUAUAUCAGAAUCUUCUGGCUCACCACCAUCAGUGCCACCACAAUCUGUGUCUGAAAGUAGCACCACUCCAGUAAGUGGCCCAAGCAUAACAGGAUCUUCUAGUUCACCACCAUCAGUCUCACCACAGUCUGAGUCUCAAAGUAGCACCACUCCAAUAAGUGGACCAAUUGUAUCAGGAUCUUCUGGUUCAUCACCUUCUGAACCUGAAACUAGCACCACUCCAAUAAGUGUCCCAAGUAUAUCAGGAUCUUCUGGUUCACCACCAUCAGUGCCACCAUCAGCUGAAACUGAAUCUUCCGCCACUCCUUUAUCAACAACACCUGGACCUCUUGUCAGUGUUCCAACUGGAAGCAUCACAACUUCCAAACCAUGUCCUCUUCACUUGAAUAGUGUAUCUCCUGAAAACAUUUUCUCUCCAAUUUCCUUAAAUGGGAGCACUUCACUGGACAAUUAUCUUUAUAGCAUAACAAGUAGUAAAGAAUAUAUUGGAAAUAUAAGCAUCACCCCUGGUAAAGGUUAUCUUCUGGUACCAAUAGCUUUUUACUCGGUGAACUUCAUUGGAGACGAUUCAUUUAAAGCUGUUUAUUUUACUUCAAGUAUCACAGAAAACUUUGAAACAGAAGUUCAAAAUUUUGCUGAGAAACUUAAGGCUGAAGUUUUCUACUUGAUUGCUCCAAAUACUGCCAUUAUUUUGUUUUGGGCAGUGUCAGGAACUUAUUACCCUGAACUGUCUACAUCAUCAAGGCCCUCAAUUCUGGAGCUAAUGGAUAUUACAGAAGAUAAAUUAUAUAGAGAGUAUGUAAGCCCUGUGUAUGUUUGGGCACCACCAGGCUCAAUAGUCAACAUUGAAAAAUGUGAAGAAUAUACAACUUCGAAAGCAACUACUAUUCCAGUUAGCACAGAAUCAAUUUCAUCAUCAUUAGUGCAAUCAUAUUCGACAGUACAAUCAACAACAGAAUUUACUACAAUUACUACACCACUAACAAGCUCAACAAUCACAGAAUCAUUAAGUGCUUCACUUUCUACAACAGAGUCAACUAUUACUGGAUCAACUCCACCAGUGUCAUCAUUCACAACAGUACCUUCUAUUACAGAGUCUACUGCUACCACCACCACACCUGAAAGUGUAACAACACCUAGCACUCCAGAAUCCUUUGGUUCUUCUGCACCAGUCUCAGCAUCCUCUCCACAGCCACCAUCACGAUCACCUCCACCAGUGUCAUCAUUCACAACAGUACCUUCUAUUACAGAGUCUACUGCUACCACCACCACACUUGAAAGUGUAACAACAACUACAACACCUAGCACUCCAAAAUCCUUUGGUUCUUCAGCACCAGUCUCAGCAUCCUCUCCACAGCCACCAUCACGAUCACCUCCACCAGUGUCAUCAUUCACAACAGUACCUUCUAUUACAGAGUCUACUGCUACCACCACCACACCUGAAAGUGUAACAACAACUACAACACCUAGCACUCCAGAAUCCUUUGGUUCUUCAGCACCAGUCUCAGCAUCCUCUCCCACUCCAGAAUCCUUUGGUUCUUCAGCACCAGUCGCAGCAUCCUCUCCACAGCCACCAUCACGAUCACCUCCACCAGUGUCAUCAUUCACAACAGUACCUUCUAUUACAGAGUCUACUGCUACCACCACCACACCUGAAAGUGUAACAACACCUAGCACUCCAGAAUCCUUUGGUUCUUCUGCACCAGUCUCAGCAUCCUCUCCACAGCCACCAUCACGAUCACCUCCACCAGUCACCAGUCUCAGCAUCCUCUCCACAGCCACCAUCACGAUCACCUCCACCAGUGUCAUCAUUCACAACAGUACCUUCUAUUACAGAGUCUACUGCUACAACCACCACACCUGA